UCCAUCCAUGCUUUUAUAUAUUCUGUCCUUCAACUUUAAUUCUCCACUUACGAAGAAGCACAUGCAUGGCUCUAAUACCUGCUUCCAUUCUCGUCAUUCUGUUCUUCUCAUACAAUCCAGUAAGAUUAUCAGCACAGAGUUCGGGAGACGAAGCAGCUCUCAUCUCUUUCAGGUCUCUAAUCACAUCAGACCCAGAUGGAGCUCUUGUCUCAUGGGGAAACACCUCUCUACACUUCUGCAACUGGCUUGGUGUCACCUGCAGCAAUCACAGCAGCACUGAACCUAGAGUCACAUCUUUAGAACUCAUCGCCAUUGAUUUGUCUGGUUCUUUAUCUCCUUCUCUGGGCAACCUCACCUUCCUUGAAGAGCUCCACAUCUCUGAAACUCAAGUCUCUGGACCCAUUCCAGAUGAGUUUGGUUCUCUUUCUAACCUUCUGUAUCUCAAUCUAAGCUACAAUUUGCUUUCAGGUGAGAUUCCUCACGCUCUUUCCCAAUGCUCUCUUUUGCAAAACAUUAGCUUGAGAAACAACAUGUUUUAUGGCGAGAUACCCUCAAAUCUUAGCCUUUGUUCUGGGCUUCAACUCAUUGAUUUCCAAACAAAUAAUCUUACUGGCAUAAUCCCUGCAAGUUUGGGAGCUUUAAAAGGUUUAAAAGUUCUUCUUCUUCGGAACAACAAGUUGGAAGCCACGGAGGAAAGAGAUUGGGAUUUUCUUACUGCUUUAACAAACUGCAGUAAUUUGCAGUAUCUAGGGUUUGGGAAGAAUAACUUGACAGGCAGAUUACCUGAGUCAGUUGCCAAUCUUUCAGUGCAUCUUAAAUAUUUGAGCAUGGAUAACAACAAAAUCUAUGGAGGUAUUCCUCUUGGCAUUGUGAAGUUGGUCAAUCUACAAACACUCUACUUGAGCUACAAUCUUUUCAGUGGCGCUAUUCCCUCAUUUAUUGGAGAGUUUCCAAUGUUAGAAAUAUUAUCGUUGAGCAAUAAUCAAUUUUCAGGAGCAAUUCCAACUUCAUUUUGUAACCUCUCAUCUCUUUCUGAGCUAUACAUGGGUACAAACAACCUUGAAGGUGGCAUUCCUCCAUGCCUUGGCAACCUCACCUCUAUCAAUUCACUGGAUUUGAGUCAAAUCAAUCUAACAGGACAUAUUCCCUCUUCUUUAGGGAAUUUAUUCAACCUUGAAAGAGUUGCUCUAGAUUCAAAUAACUUGUAUGGAAACAUACCACCAUCUUUGGGAAGCUUGCAAUCUUUAGUUAUAUUAGAUCUAGGGUAUAAUAACCUUGGUGGAUACAUCCCAGAUUUACUUUGGAACCUCACUUCUAUUGUAGAAUUGGGCAUAGAAAAUAACAAUUUAAUUGGCCCUUUGCCAACAAAAACUCUUCCUUUCCUUCAAUUACUUCGCCUUUCUAAUAACAACCUUCAGGGACCCAUUCCAUCCUCUUUGUUUAACUCUUCUGCACUUGUGUUACUUCAACUUUUUAACAAUUACUUUGAUGGCACCAUAGAUACAAAAAUAGGGAAUUUAAAGAGCUUGUCUAUAGUAAUGUUUUCCUUAAAUAACUUCCAAGCAAGUGACAUUAAAGAAUGGUCCUUCAUUUCAGCACUAGCCAAUUGCACAAAUUUGAAGUCCCUAGAUUUAUCUGCCAAUGAAUUAGAAGGAACCUUGCCUCACUCAAUUGUAAAUCUAAGCACAACAUUAAAUUUGUUGAGAUUAGAAAUGAACAACAUAUCUGGAAACAUUCCUAUAGAUAUAGGAAAUCUGGUCGGUCUUAACUGGUUGAGUCUAGGACCAAAUAAUCUCACCGGCUCCAUUCCAGUGGGAAUCACAAAGUUGAACUCGUUACAGAGAUUAGAUUUGCGCAGUAGCAACCUUGUAGGCAAAAUUCCAUAUGGUCUUGGCAACCUUUCGAGGUUGAAUAUGCUUUACUUGUUUGAUAAUAAUCUUGGUGGAUAUAUACCUUCUGAUUUAGGAAGUUGCCAAGAACUAACUCUAUUAUACAUCCAAUACAAUAAGCUUAUAGGCACUAUACCUAAGGAAAUCCUUAGCAUCACCUCUCUCUCUCUCGGAAUUGACUUAUCACAUAACUUGUUGGUUGGACCGCUCCCCAUCGAGGUUGGCCUCUUAGUAAAUCUUGUAUUUCUUCGCGUGUCGAAUAACAAAUUAAUCGGCCAAAUUCCUAGCAACCUUGCUGAAUGUGUGCAACUCAAAUAUCUUUACAUGGAUAAUAACUUCUUUCAAGGAACCAUUCCUUCAUCUUUUACAACACUAAGAAGCCUUGAAGAGUUUAAUAUUUCACACAACAACUUAUCCGGAAAAAUACCAGAUUUCUUGGAGUCCCUGCAUCAACUGGACCUCUCUUACAAUCAUCUUGAAGGAGAAGUUCCCAAACUUGGUGUUUUCUUAAACAAAAGUGCAUUUUCAGUGUUUGGAAAUGACAAACUUUGUGGAGGUAUUGCUGAAUUGAAGCUACCAUCGUGCCUUGUAAAUAAACCAGGUUCAAAUGAGAAGCAUAAUUUAACUAUGCUCCUAGCAACAAUCAUCCCUAUUACAUGCAUCAUUCUCUUUUUGAUCAUCCUAUUCUUUCUAUUCUCUAAAUGGAGGCGAAAGAAGUCAAAAAAGCUUUCAUUAAUGGAGAAACUUGAAGAAGAUCAAAAUCAUGUAAAGGUUUCUUAUGCCGAGCUUCAUCGAGCAACAAAUGGGUUUUCCUCACACAAUUUAAUCGGCAAGGGAAGCUUUGGUUCUGUCUAUGUGGGAAACAUGGAUAAAAAUUGGUCAAAAAAUAUCGCAGUAAAGGUUCUCAAUCUCCAGCAAAGAGGUGCCUCCAAGAGUUUUGAAGCUGAAUGCAAAGCAAUGAGAAGUGUUCGGCAUAGAAAUCUUGGGAGGAUAUUAACGUCUUGCUCCAGCAUCGACCAUGAAGGCAAUGAUUUCAAAGCCUUAGUUUUUGAGUACAUGCCAAAUGGAAACUUGGAUAAAUGGUUGCAUCCGCAAUCAAUAUUUGAAAAUGAUAGCAGGAGCACUUUAACCUUAAUCCAAAGGAUGAAUAUAAUUAUUGAUAUAGCUUCUGCUUUAGACUAUCUUCAUAAUCAUGGAUCUGUUCCAGUGGUUCACUGUGAUCUAAAGCCUAGCAAUGUUCUCCUUGAUGAAGACAUGGUUGCACAUGUUAGUGACUUUGGUCUAGCAAGGCUCCUUGAUGAAACUACAACACAAUCUUCCCAAACUUCGACGGGCUCGAUUGCAUUAAAAGGAACUAUUGGAUAUGCUGCCCCAGAAUAUGGGGCUGCCAAUCAAGUCUCUAUUGUAGGAGAUGUUUACAGUUAUGGCAUAAUUCUACUAGAGAUGUUUACUGGAAGAAGACCAAUUGAUGAAAUAUUCAAUGAAGGCCUCAACCUUCAUGAAUUUGUGAAGGCUGUCCUUCAUGAGAGUGCAAUGGAUAUUGUGGACCCUUACUUGCUUUUGCAGGAAGAACACGUCGAAGUUAGGGAAGACCUUCGACACAUGAGAAGUAUAAGCAAACAUGAAUUGGAAUGCAUAGUCUCGGUGCUUAAAGUCGGCCUUCUUUGUUCAGAGGAAUCUCCAAUAGAAAGAAUACCAAUUACACAAGCUUUUAGUGAAUUAUAUGCAAUUAGAAACUUCUUCCUCAAGUCCUCAAACAAUAAAACACCACCUCUUUAGCUUAUUCAAUGUGAAAUUAAGAAUAUUAAUGUUUUCUCUUGUUUUGCAUAUG
Messenger RNA from Phalaenopsis equestris, 3720 nucleotides. Its product is annotated as receptor kinase-like protein Xa21. Gene Ontology annotation, molecular function: protein kinase activity; ATP binding; receptor serine/threonine kinase binding. Lineage: Eukaryota; Viridiplantae; Streptophyta; Magnoliopsida; Asparagales; Orchidaceae. Bases 66 to 3668 code for a protein of 1200 amino acids. The transcript has 2 exons. The record is from RefSeq and is a predicted model, not a curated record. Gene Ontology annotation, biological process: protein phosphorylation.